AUGCCUCAGCUCUUGCAGGUAGGGUUGAGAUUGCUUCUUUACCCCCUUGGUUCUAAUGUGGUUAUCCGCACAGCAUGUUGUUCGGUGGGGACUGUCUUGCCCGUUUAUUCUACGUUCAAGGCCAUUGAAGCAAAGGAUGAAAAUGAGCAACAUAAAUGGCUUUUGUAUUGGGCUGCUUAUGGAUCAUUUAGUGUUGCUGAGUUGUUCACCGAUAAGAUCCUCUACUGGUGUCCUCUCUACUAUCAUAUGAAGUUUGCAUUUCUUGUGUGGAUGCAACUGCCAUCCGUUGAUGGGGCAAAGAACCUAUAUAUGAAUUACUUGCGUCCCUUCCUCUUCAGGCAUCAGGCAAGAUUUGAUCAACUCAUGGAUCUCUUUUAUGGUGAAAUGGCAAAAUUUGUCAGUAACCAUGAAACAGAAUUCCUGAUUGCAAGGAAGCUCCUUCUAAAGAUUUUAUCAUCAGCUAAUAAUGCGGUUCAAGAAAUAAUCCACCCGAGGCAAAGGCGAGGAAAUGGUUCCGUAAUCGAAGCUCCUCCGGAAGAAGUGCAGACUUCAGAAUCAGAAUCAGAAGAAGAUUGA
This is a messenger RNA of Striga hermonthica, 576 nucleotides long. The record is from the annotation of a GenBank genome assembly. NCBI's taxonomy places the organism in Eukaryota, Viridiplantae, Streptophyta, Magnoliopsida, Lamiales, Orobanchaceae.